AUGACUCCUUCCAACCUUUUCAACAACAACAACACUACUCCUUUUCCCGGUACCAUUCCUUCUUCCGAUCACCAUGGCUACUUCUACUCACCUUCUUUCUUUCAACCCUCUCCUCCUUCUCUUUUAGAUCAACAACAAAAUUGCAAAAGGAAACGUGACGAUUAUGAAACAUCUUCUCUUCCCCACUACUCAUACAAUACUAAUGAGGACUAUGAUGCUUUUUCAAACUCGGAUAGCGAUUACGACGAUGAAGAAAUAUCAUCAUCCGCAACAAAUCCAAAGACGAUUGCAUCAUCACUAUCAGACACUAAAUUAGAACAUCCAGAUCGGAAACGAGUGAAAGGCUUUGACAAUCAAAUUUCAUUUCCUACCCAUCAUCACAACAGCCAAACAUAUUUCUCUUCACCACCUCCCCGAACACUCUUUUGCAACCAAGCCUCGCCAAACGAGAGCGCAGCUCUUUCUCGAUUUAAUGCCAUGAAUAUCGAUGAUGAAAUGGGUGACGAUGAAUUUGCAACCGCCAAUCACGAAGAGCUCCUUCCAGAAAGCCUUCUCUUUCAUGCGAACCUGUUGACUUCUCAAAUCCUUAUGCUGUGCAACAGUUCGAAUACAAACGAAGACAAAUGUACAACCACAAGCUCAGGAAAGCUCAAGAAGGAGAACGUCAAGAAAGAGAACUUUUGGCUGCUCUUCAAAAAGGAGAAACAAACUUUAAACUAA
Molecule: messenger RNA, 720 nt
Organism: Naegleria lovaniensis
Lineage: Eukaryota; Heterolobosea; Eutetramitea; Acrasida; Naegleriidae
Exons: 1
Coding region: 1-720 (239 amino acids)
Source: RefSeq, a predicted model, not a curated record